CCGGUGGAUGUCAAAGGCUGGCGCGGCGGCGGCGGCACAGUAUAACUCGUGGGGCUGCCGCGGCCAUGGCCACAGCCGCCUCCAACCCCUACGGCCUGCUGGGCGCCGGCGCGCUCGCCCACGCCGAGGGCGCGGGCAUGCAGCAGGGCAGCCCGUUCCGCAGCCCGCAGAAGCUGCUGCAGAGCGAGUACCUGCAGGGCGUCCCCGGCAAUGGGCACCCGCUGGGGCAUCACUGGGUGACCAGCCUGAGCGACGGCGCGCCCUGGCCCGCGGCGCUGGCGGGCGGCCCGCUGGAGCAGCCCGACGUGAAGCCGGGCCGCGAGGACCUGCAGCUGGGCGCCAUCAUCCACCACCGCUCGCCCCACGUCUCCCACCACUCGCCCCACGCCAACCACCCCAGCGCCUGGGGCGCCAGCCCGGCGCACAGCGCCUCGCUGGCCGCCCCCCCCGCCGCCGCCGCCGCCGCCGCCGGGCAGCCCCUGAGCGUGUACUCGCAGGGCGGGUUCGCGGUGGGCGGCAUGCUGGAGCACGGCGGGCUCACCCCGCCGCCCGCCGCCGCCGCCGGCCAGGGCUUGCACCCGGGGCUGCGCGGCGAGGCCGGCGGCGAGCACGGCGAGCUGGGCGGCCACCACUGCCAGGACCACUCGGACGAGGAGACGCCGACCUCGGACGAGCUGGAGCAGUUCGCCAAGCAGUUCAAGCAGCGCCGCAUCAAGCUGGGCUUCACCCAGGCCGACGUGGGGCUGGCGCUGGGCACCCUGUACGGCAACGUCUUCUCGCAGACCACCAUCUGCCGCUUCGAGGCCCUGCAGCUGAGCUUCAAGAAUAUGUGCAAGCUGAAGCCGCUGCUGAACAAGUGGCUGGAGGAGGCCGACUCCUCCACCGGCAGCCCCACGAGCAUCGACAAGAUCGCGGCGCAGGGGAGGAAGAGGAAGAAGCGGACCUCCAUCGAGGUGAGUGUCAAGGGCGUGCUGGAGACGCACUUCCUCAAGUGCCCCAAGCCGGCCGCCCAGGAGAUCUCCUCGCUGGCGGACAGCCUGCAGCUGGAGAAGGAGGUGGUGCGGGUUUGGUUCUGCAACCGGCGGCAGAAGGAGAAGCGCAUGACCCCUCCGGGCGAGCAGCCGCAGCACGACGUGUACUCGCACGGCGUGAAAACGGACACGGCCUGCCACGACCUCUGACCGCGGGCUCGGCCCCGGGACUGCCCGGCCGCGGCACUGCCCGCCCGCACUAUGGGCUUUAACUUAUGGUUUCGGGAGACGCGGCGAGGGGUCCCCGCCCGCCGCCGCCUCGGCAAUAUUUUUUUUUUCCUCUCUCCGACCUGGUCACACACGGUGUUUACUCGCAGACAAGGUUUGUUUUCGGUCUCCGCUAGGAUGAAGGAAAAAAAAAAACAAAAGACACAAAAAAAAAAAAACCCUCACCAACCCCACCGCAAAACAAAACCCAAACAAAAAGGAAGGAAAAAAAAAAAAGAGAAAAAGAAAAAAAGAAAAAAAAGGGAAAACCCACGGAAAAAUAGAAAAUGAAAAGAAAAAAAGAGAACGAAAAACCCGACAGAAAAGGAAAGACAGAUGUGUGCCUAUGAAUAACCUUCCAGCGCCUUGGUUAUAUCAGCUGUAUUUCAGGUGAAUCUGUUUUACAAUAGACUAGUUUUGCAUUUUUAAAGACUUAUAUAGCGUUUUUAAAUGUCUGAGGUGUUUUACUACAAACUGUACACAAUAUUUGUGACCUAAUUUGUAUCGAAUUGAGCAGUCCAAACGUUCCUCCCUUCCCCAAGCACCGGCAAUGUCACCGAGCGGGGCCGGGGCAGGGCGGCCGCGGCCCUUCCUCAGCCCCCCGAGGAGAUGGGGCUCCCUCCGCGCCCGCGGAGCCCCGCGGAGCCCCGCACCGAUGUGAAGAACGGGCUUAUUUGUUGCAGCUUUUUUUCUUCCUUUUCAAGAACUUCCCAACACCGUAAAACGGUCGGGUCACAAGCCUGACCUCCCCCCCUCCCUUCUUCUCGCAAGGAAAAAAAAUAAUUAUAUAUAUAAAUAUAUAAAAUAAUUAUUUCUAGGAGAUUUACCCGAAAUUAAGCAUCACAACCAAACCCGUGGCAUUUGCCAGUCUUUUUUCUUUCCGAAGAUGAGUUGGGCUUUUUAAUCAGCGCCAGACUGAGAGGUCUGUAGUAAAACACCUUUAUCCUUCUGCGCUUUCGCUUCGGAAAUCGGUUUCUCUGUAUUUUGUUUCGAUAGUGAAGAGGAAUGAGGUGUCGGGGGGAGGGAGGAAGGGAGGGAGGGAAGAGGACAGAAAACGCCCGCAUUUGGUUCACGCUGAGCUUCUUUCCGCGUCGCAGGGAGAUGCUGGAUUUGUGGAAAAGCUUUUCUAAGGGGGAGGGCAGGGAGAGGGGGGGGAAGAAAAAAAAAUCAUAAUAAUCACCGACAAAACAAAACAGGGAGGAAAAAAAAAACCAACAAAAAAAAAAAAAAACAAAAACAAACCCUCAACCACCAAAACAAAUUCCCUAAAAUGCAAACGCCGUUUUUCGGGCGCAGGGAAGUGCUGAGCUGCACCCGCCCCCUCUCCCCCUGUCCCUCCCAGCCCGGGGCUGCGCUGUCCCCAAGGGCGGGGGGUGCGGUGGCCACGCACCCACCCGCGAGGGGUCCGUGUGAGUGUGUGUGUGUCCGUCUGUCUGUCCGUGUGUGUGUCCCCCCCCCGAGCCCCGCACCCCCGGGGCCGCCGGGCAGGGCCGGGCUCCCCCCCCCGCUCCCGGGGCUGCACCCGCGGCCCCCCGAGGGCCGGGCCGGUCCCCGCUCCGCAGCUCCCGCACAGCAUCCCCCCCCUCCUCUCCUUUCCUCUCCCCCCCCCUCGCCCUUUCCCUCCUCCAGAUUUUUUCCUUUCGACAUUUAUAUUUUUCAAGUAUUUUUCAGUAAGCGCUAAAAAAAAAAAAAAAAAGAAAAUAAGAAAAAAAAAGAAAUUAAGAGAAAAAGAAAAAAAAAAACUCGACACUGAGGACCUGCCUAUUUCUGCCAACUUUAUAACUGUACAGUUUUGUAUAUUAAACGUUUUUUGGAAGUUAUUAAUUUAAAGAAAGAUCAUUUAGUUUAUUCAUUUAGUAACUGAUGUAUAAUAAACGCUAUUUUCAUUAAAGGUUGCUUUUUUCAACUA
Molecule: messenger RNA, 3147 nt
Organism: Camarhynchus parvulus
Lineage: Eukaryota; Metazoa; Chordata; Aves; Passeriformes; Thraupidae
Gene: POU3F4
Product: POU class 3 homeobox 4
Exons: 1
Coding region: 66-1181 (371 amino acids)
Biological process (GO): regulation of transcription by RNA polymerase II; brain development
Cellular component (GO): nucleus
Molecular function (GO): RNA polymerase II cis-regulatory region sequence-specific DNA binding; DNA-binding transcription factor activity, RNA polymerase II-specific
Source: RefSeq, a predicted model, not a curated record